AUGGCGACGCCUAAUUUGUUAAAGAUUUUCCUCCACCCUUCCCACAUGUCUUUCUGGCAGAACAAGGGGUCCCUGCAGUUUGAGGACAAGUGGGACCUGAUGCGGCCCAUCGUUCUCAAGCUGCUAAGACAAGAGGCCGUCACCAAGCAGCAGUGGUUCGACUUAUUCUCUGAUGUCCAUGCUGUGUGUUUAUGGGACGAUAAAGGUCCUGCCAAAAUCCACCAAGCCCUUAAAGAAGACAUCCUCGACUUUAUCAAACAAGCACAAACUCGUGUGCUGAGUCACCAAGAUGACACGGCUCUGCUGAAAGCCUACAUCGUGGAGUGGAGGAAGUUCUUCACGCAGUGUGACAUCCUGCCCAAACCCUUCUGUCAGCUGGAGAUUACACUGAUGGGGAAACAAGGCAGCAACAAGAAAACAAACAUGGAGGACAGCAUCGUACGCAAGCUAAUGCUGGACACAUGGAACGAGUCGAUAUUCUCCAACAUAAAAAGCCGCCUGCAGGACAGUGCAAUGAAACUGGUGCAUGCAGAGAGGCUGGGAGAGGCCUUUGACUCCCAGCUUGUUAUAGGUGUACGUGAAUCAUAUGUCAACCUGUGCUCUAACCCAGAGGACAAGCUGCAGAUCUACAGGGAUAACUUUGAGAAAGCCUACCUGGACUCCACAGAGAGGUUCUACAGAACACAGGCGCCGUCCUACCUGCAGCAGAACGGUGUCCAGAACUACAUGAAAUACGCUGAUGCAAAACUCAGAGAGGAGGAGAAGAGAGCACUUAGAUAUCUAGAGACACGUCGUGAAUGUAAUUCUGUUCAAGCACUUAUGGAAUGUUGCGUUAACGCUUUGGUGACCUCGUUCAAGGAGACAAUCUUAGCCGAAUGUCCAGGAAUGAUCAAACGCAAUGAGACCGAGAAGCUGCACCUCAUGUUUUCACUAAUGGACAAAGUUCCCAGUGGGAUCGAUCCCAUGCUAAAAGACCUAGAAGAGCACAUCGUCAAUGCUGGACUGGCAGACAUGGUGGCCUCCGCUGAGACUAUCACUACAGAUUCUGAGAAGUAUGUGGAGCAGUUGCUUACAUUGUUUAACCGCUUCAGUAAACUGGUGAAGGAGGCUUUCCAGGACGACCCUCGCUUCCUCACUGCAAGAGAUAAGGCUUAUAAAGCCGUCGUGAACGACGCAACAAUCUUCAAGCUGGAGCUGCCUUUGAAACAGAAAGGUGUUGGUAUGAAGACUCAGCCGGAGUCAAAGUGUCCCGAGCUGCUGGCGAACUACUGCGACAUGUUGCUGAGGAAAACCCCCCUCAGUAAGAAACUUACCUCUGAAGAAAUUGAGCUCAAACUCAAAGAAGUGCUCUUGGUGUUGAAGUACGUCCAAAACAAAGACGUGUUCAUGCGUUACCAUAAGGCUCACCUGACCAGGCGACUGAUUCUGGACAUUUCAGCCGACAGCGAGAUUGAAGAGAACAUGGUGGAGUGGCUGAGGGAAGUAGGAAUGCCUGCUGAUUAUGUGAACAAACUGGCCAGGAUGUUUCAGGACAUCAAGGUCUCUGAGGACCUCAAUCAGGUUUUCAAGGAGAUGCAUAAACACAACAAGCUGGCUCUACCAGCGGACAGCGUGAACAUUAAGAUCCUGAAUGCGGGAGCCUGGUCACGGAGCAGCGAAAAGGUUUUUGUCUCUCUGCCAACGGAGCUGGAGGACCUCAUCCCAGAGGUGGAGGACUUCUACAAGAGGAAUCACAGCGGCCGUAAACUCCACUGGCAUCACCUCAUGUCCAACGGCAUUAUUACUUUCAAAAACGAAGUUGGCCAAUAUGACCUGGAGGUAACGACGUUCCAGCUGGCGGUGCUGUUUGCCUGGAAUCAGAGGCCCAGAGAGAAAAUCAGCUUUGAGAACCUCAAACUGGCCACAGAGCUACCUGAUGCAGAGCUGCGCCGAACACUAUGGUCUCUUGUUGCUUUUCCUAAACUGAAGAAGCAAGUCCUGUCGUAUGACCCCUCAGUUAGCUCGCCCAAAGACUUCACAGAUGGCACGCUCUUCUAUGUCAACCAGGAAUUCUCGCUCAUUAAAAACUCCAAAGUUCAGAAGAGGGGAAAGAUCAAUUUGAUUGGUCGUCUUCAGCUCACGACGGAGCGAAUGAGAGAAGAGGAGAAUGAAGGAAUCGUUCAGCUCAGAAUACUCAGAACUCAGGAGGCUAUAAUCCAAAUCAUGAAGAUGAGGAAGCGCAUUAGCAAUGCUCAGCUGCAGACGGAGCUGGUGGAAAUCCUGAAAAACAUGUUUUUGCCUCAGAAGAAGAUGAUAAAGGAGCAGAUCGAGUGGCUCAUCGAACACAAAUAUAUAAAGAGGGACGAAUCGGACAUCAACACCUUCAUCUACAUGGCCUAGACACAGAGGAAGGAGUUGCAUUCCUGUCGUUUUUCUUUUACCGCUGGCCUGCCACUGGCGCUUUAUGAUCCUGGAGAGGAGGGGAACAAGGAGUAAAAGGAGGUGUCCAAAAUAAGGGAGAGGCCUGAGGAUGGAUGCGGAGGAUGAAGGGACAAGGUUGAGCCUUUUCAACAAAAGUGUGGAUGUUUUUUUCUGUUCACGUGACGCCAGUGUGUUAUCGGAGUGUCAUUUAACGAUGUAGCGUUGAGUCAUUGGGCUGUCUGUUUGUAUUUGCUGCCCUCUAGUGUCCGAUCUGAGGAGACGCACACCAGCGUGGCCCUUUGGCCAGCAGCUCAGAAGAAAAACAAAAUAGUAACAUAUUAAAAUUUAAAGACUUCCUGCCUUACCGUCCUCAGCAGGGAGCUGCAGAAGAGAAGGUGGGACAUGUGCAGCGAAGGGAGGACAAAGGUAACAGGCUGCUAUCAGUUUAUUGCUUUCUCUCGACGCCUCAGCUGCCGUCUCCACGGCGGCCGUCUUGCAUCCCUCCAAUUCCCUAUUGCUCUUGUGGAAAGCAGAGAACUGCAAGUCAAAAUUGCCAAUGGAGGAGGAGCGGUAAAGGACAAGUUCAGAGUACCGAGGAGUAUUUUUGCCAAAUUGGGUGUGUGUGUCUGUGUGGUGUGUGUGUGUGUGUGUGUGUGUGUGUGUUUGGGUGCAUGAUGUGGAUCUGUUCUUUUACAUGUGUGUAUCUGUAUGUGCACUUUCAACAGCAUGCUGCUCUAUGAUUAUUAUUUUUUUUCCUUGUAUGGAAAAUCUAUCACACUCUGUGACGACCGUAUGUGAGCUGAUUGAAAGCUGAGGAUCUGCCACUGGUAUAAAGUUGAUAACUGAUUUUCUUCUAUCUCCCUUUGAUUGCAGUUGAGACGGUUUCAACUUAUAGUAUUUGUUGAACAGUUAUCACACUGCAAACUAUUUAUGUGGGGUGUAAGAACCGAUGCUCUGGGCGACAUGAAAUUAAAUUUCAAGAUGGAAAAAUUGAAAUUA
Molecule: messenger RNA, 3399 nt
Organism: Cyprinodon tularosa
Lineage: Eukaryota; Metazoa; Chordata; Actinopteri; Cyprinodontiformes; Cyprinodontidae
Product: cullin-5
Exons: 19
Coding region: 1-2379 (792 amino acids)
Biological process (GO): SCF-dependent proteasomal ubiquitin-dependent protein catabolic process; protein ubiquitination
Cellular component (GO): SCF ubiquitin ligase complex; Cul5-RING ubiquitin ligase complex
Molecular function (GO): ubiquitin protein ligase binding
Source: RefSeq, a predicted model, not a curated record